AUGAAUCUGCCGAGCACGAUCAGUGUCAGCAGCAGUUUGGAGCCGGGCGACGCCGUCUUUACCGUACGCACCAACAAUGACGCCGUCAACGCCGUCACGUUAGCGUCAGCGUCACAGUUCUUCUCACAGGACACCACAAAUGAUGGUCUGCUGUCAGUCGAAACAUGUAUGGGGUCCAGUCUCGGAGACGUAACGGAGGUGUUGACGUUCACGGCCACGGACGGAACACAGACGGCCACCGCCACGCUCACCGUCAACAUUGUUGACACGGUCCCGAUAAUGCACAACGUCCCAGCCACAACGUGGAAGCUGACCACAUCGGAACGUAAUGGUCUGCAGGAACUGUACGUUAUUGACGUGUCUAACGGCUGUGACAUUGUCGAUUGCGUGGUGACGUCAGUCGUAUCCGACACGAACGCUAACGUCUUUGUGCAACAAGGAACAAUGAUCGUAGCUGACGUACGAAUGCUAAAACAGCCAACUUCCGCUGAAAUAUCCGUGGACUGCGGCGGCGCAACAGGGACAAUUUACCUUGGCGUUUCUAUAACAACCCCACCACCAACGACAACCACAAGCAGCACAACAGUGACAACGCCAACAACUACAACUUCUCAAACAACUACAACGCCAAUGACAGCGCCAACUACAGAGCCAACAACAACUACAACGCCAACUACAACUACAAAUCCAACAACAAUUCCAACGCCAACUACAACAGCAACUACAACGCCAAUGACAGCGCCAACUACAGAGCCAACAACAACUACAACGCCAACUACAACUACAAAGCCAAUAACAACAAUUCCAACGCCAACUACAACAGCAACUACAACGCCAAUGACAGCGCCAACUACAGAGCCAACAACAACUACAACGCCAAUAACAACUACAACGCCAACAACAACUACAACGCCAACAACAACUACAACGCCAACAACAACUAUAACGCCAACAACAACUACAACACCAACAACAACUACAACGCCAACAACAACUACAAAGCCAAUAACAACAAUUCCAACGCCAACUACAACAGCAACUACAACGCCAACUACAGCUAAAACGCCAACUACAACAACAACAACAAAUACAACGCCAACAACAACUCCAACAGCAACUACAACGCCAACUACAACUACAAUGUCAACUACAACUACAACGCCAACAACAACAACGCCAACAACAACUGCAACACCAGCAACAACAACUACGCCAACUAUAACUCCAUCGAUUACAACAGCAACAACUACAGCCACUACAAGGCCAACUACAACCAUGACGUCAACUACAACGCAAACAACAACAACUACGCCAACAACAACACCAACUACAAACACAACGCCAACUGUAACUACAACGCAAUCUACAACGCCAACAAUAACUACAACGCCAACUACAACGCCAACUACAACGCCAACUACAACUCCAACGCUAACUACAACAACAACAACAACAACAACAACAACUACAAUCACUACAACGCCAAUUACAACGCCAACAACAACUACAACGCCAUCUACUACCACAGUGCUUACGUCAACUACAACGCCAACUACAAUAACACCAACUACAACUACAACGCAAGCUACAACUACUACGCAAACUACAACUACAACGCCAACAACAACUACAACGACAACUACAACGCCAACUACAACGCCAACGCCAACUACAACAUCAACGCUAACUACAGCUUCAACACCAACUACAACUACAACGCCAACUACAGCGCCAACUACAAUUUCAACGCUAACUUCAAUUACAAAGCAAACAACAACUACAACGCCGAUUACAACUACACCAACAACAACUACAACGCCAACUUCACCUCCAAGGACAACUACAACUUCAACGCAAACAACAACUACAAAGCCGAUUACAACUACAACGCCAACUACAACUCCAACGCCAAUUACAACAACAACUACAACUUCAACGCCAACAACAACUACAACGCCAACUAUAACCACAACACCGACUACUAGUUUAACGCCAACAACAUCUACAACGCCAACAACAAUAACAACGCUAACUACAACUUUAACGCCAACAAUAACUGCAACACCAGCAACAUCAGCAACAACAACUACAUUGCCAACUACAACCACAAUGCCAACUACAACCACAACGCCAACUGCAGCGCCAACUACAACCAUGACGUCAACUACAACGCCAGCAACAACUACAUCGCCAACAACAACACCAACUACAACCACAACGCAAAAUUCAACAACAACGCAAUCUACAACGCCAACAAUAACUACAACACCAACAACAACUACAACGCCAACUACAACUACAACUACAACUCCAGCGCUAACUACAACAACAACAACUACAUUCACUACAAUGCCAACUAAAACACCAACUACAACUACAACGCCAACAACAGCUACUACGCCAACUACAACUACAACGCCAACAACAACUACAACGCCAACUACUACUACAGCUUCAACGUCAACUACAACGCCAACUACAAUAACACCAACUACAACUACAAUGCAAACUACAACUACUACGCCAACAACAACUACAACGACAACUACAUCGCCAACUUCAACCACUACCCCAACUACAACUUCAAUGUCAACUACAACUACAGCGCCAACUACAACUAAAACACCAACUACAACUACAACGCCAACUACUACUACAGCGCUAACGUCAACUACAACGCCAAGUCCAAUAACACCAACUACAACUACAACGCCAACUACAACUUCAAUGUCAACUACAACUUCAAUGUCAACUACAACUACAACGACAACUACAUCGCCAACUACAACUACAACUACAACGCCAACGCCAACUUCAACGCAAACAACAACUACAACGCCGAUUACAACUUCAACGCCAAAAGCCACUACAACGCAAACUACAACUACAACGCCAACUUCUACUACAACGCCAACAACAAGUACGACUGCAAGCACAAUGUCAACUACUAUUGUAACAUCUUCAAAUGCUAUUAUUACAUUGCCAAUAACAACUACAGAAGUCACUGCAUCACCAAGAGCUACUACAACACCAACCAUUGCAACAACUACUACAACAAAAACAACACUAAAUACGACUAAAAUGGCUACUCCUGUUACAACGGCAACUUCAAAUUUUUCACAAACCAAUACUUCUGCGCUUAUUUCUUCCACAACAUUUAUGACUCUUGCACAAUUUGAUGAGGAACCAGACGUUCAAAACGUAAAGGAGGAGGAGUCCUCAGGGUUCUUUGACAGUCCAUGGGUUAUUGCGGGGCUGGCUUUGAUACCUGUAGUGUUGGGCGGGGCGGGGCUCGCUCUCUGUCUUGCCAGGAGGCUUGGAGCACACGGGCUGAAGAAGGUGGCUGCUGCAAGACGAAGACGAGACAGCGAGGACGAGGAGGAGGAUAUAGACGGUGUUCAGGAGGAGGCGCCACGGCCAUCCACCGAAAGGCGGUUCAGCAUCUUCUCGUGCCGAGGUAGCGCCCAGCUGGCGCCCAGUUCAAGGACAUUCACGGCCAUGACACAUCCAGAUGACCACAGUCUUACACCCGUCGAACUGACUGGGAUGCGGUUCGUAUGA
Messenger RNA from Mya arenaria, 3561 nucleotides. RefSeq names its product mucin-2-like. The coding region runs from base 1 to 3561 and encodes 1186 amino acids. The record is from RefSeq and is a predicted model, not a curated record. The transcript has 9 exons. Lineage: Eukaryota; Metazoa; Mollusca; Bivalvia; Myida; Myidae.